Aureobasidium namibiae CBS 147.97 is the source of this 1935-nucleotide messenger RNA. RefSeq names its product arginyl-tRNA synthetase. Gene Ontology annotation, cellular component: mitochondrion; cytoplasm. The transcript is spliced from 2 exons. The coding region runs from base 1 to 1935 and encodes 644 amino acids. NCBI's taxonomy places the organism in Eukaryota, Fungi, Ascomycota, Dothideomycetes, Dothideales, Saccotheciaceae. Gene Ontology annotation, molecular function: ATP binding; arginine-tRNA ligase activity. Gene Ontology annotation, biological process: arginyl-tRNA aminoacylation; mitochondrial translation. The record is from RefSeq and is a predicted model, not a curated record.
AUGGAGCAACUCACUGCUUCGGUCCAGGCCUUUGGCCUCAACGAGGUCCCCCAGCUGUCUAAGCUGGCCACAUUCCCUACAUACAACCAGGUCGACAUCUACCGCGCUCACAUUGCCGAGCUACUCGCACCCAUCACUGGCGUCGCUGCCGAGCAAAUCUACCCUCUGCUGCAAUGGACUCAGGUUCUGGAAUACGGCGAUCUGAUGCUGCCCGUCCCUGCUCUGCGCAUCAAGGGCAAGAAGCCCGACGCUCUUGCCGUCGAGAUCAAGGAGAAGUUCCCUGAAUCCCCCCUCAUCCUCCCUCCCGUCGCCGAAAAGACCUUUGUCCGUUUCUUCUUCAAGACAGACCCUCUCGCCAAGCUCGUCCUCCCUUCGAUCCUCAAGAACACCACCAAGUACGGUUUCAACCCCAACCUCGGUCUUCACGACCCCAAGGACCCCAACUCGGGAAAGAAGAAGAUGAUCGUCGAGUUCUCGUCGCCCAACAUCGCCAAGCCUUUCCACGCCGGUCACUUGCGUUCGACCAUCAUUGGAGGUUUCUUGAGUAACUUGUACGAGGCUGCUGGCUGGGAUGUUACCCGUAUGAACUACCUUGGUGAUUGGGGCAAGCAGUACGGUGUUCUGGCCAUUGGUUUCGAAAAGUUUGGAAGCGAUGAGGCUCUUGAAGCCAACCCCAUCGGUCACCUGUACGAGGUCUACGUCAAGGUCAGCGCCAUUGCACACGACGAGGCUGAGCAAGUCAAGGCUCUCAAGGCACAAGUUGUUGAGCUCGAGGCCAAGAACGAGUCGGUCGUUGAGCAGCAGGCCAAGAUUGAGCGUAUCGAGAAGGAGGGUAUCGACCAACAAGCCCGUGACUACUUCAAGCGCAUGGCCGACGGCGAGAAGGAUGCUCUGGGUAUCUGGGCUCGUUUCCGUGACCUCUCGAUUGUCAAGUACAAGCAGACAUACGCUCGUCUCAACAUCCACUACGACGACUACUCUGGUGAGUCGCAGGUGCAGAACGAGAGCAUGGAGACUGCUGCCAGGGUUCUGGCCGAGAAGGGCGUCAGCGAGGAGAGUGAGGGCGCUGUCCUCGUCGACCUGACCAAGUACCAGAAGAAGCUCGGCAAGGCUUUGGUCAAGAAGAGAGACGGCACCACCCUCUACCUCACCCGUGAUAUCGGUGCUGCUGUCGAGCGUCACCAGAAGUACAAGUUUGACAAGAUGAUCUAUGUUGUUGCAAUGCAGCAAGACUUGCACUUGUCUCAAUUGUUCAAGAUUCUCGAGGUCAUGGGCGAUGAGUACACCGAGGUGUCCAAGAAGUGCCAACAUGUCAAUUUCGGUAUGGUUUUGGGUAUGUCUACUCGUAAGGGUACUGCCAAGUUCCUCGACGACAUUCUCCGUGAUGUCGGUGAGAAGAUGCACGAUGUCAUGAGAAGCAACGAGGGCAAGUACGUGCAGGUAGAGAACCCUGAGCAAACUGCCGACACUCUCGGUAUCUCAGCCGUCAUGGUACAAGACAUGAGCGGCAAGCGUAUCAACAACUACGAAUUCGACAUCAACCGCAUGACCUCAUUCGAGGGAGACACUGGCCCUUACCUCCAAUACGCACACGCCCGUCUCUGCUCGAUUGCUCGCAAGGCAGAGUUCACACACGAGCAGCUCGAGACAGCCGACUGGUCUUUGCUGAGCGAGAAGCACGCUGUGGAUGUUAUCCGUUCGCUGGCACAAUGGCCCGACACAUUUACAAACACCAUCAAGACACAAGAACCUAUCACGGUGUUGACAUAUCUUUUCAAGAUGACACACAUGCUGAGCAGUUCUUACGAGCAGCUCAAUGUGAUGAAGGCCGAGCCCGAGGUCAAGAAGGCUCGUGCGGCACUUUACGAGUGCGCUCGCCAGGUCUUGUACAACGGUAUGAGAUUGUUGGGUCUCAGCCCUGUUGAGCGUAUGUAA